AUGCAUUUACUAACUGGAUUCAGAAAAGGUUAGUUUACCAAAUAGUAAAGAGCAUAAUUCAAGGCAGUCACAAGCGGAUAGCUAUAUUAUAGGCGAUUCAAGUUCGGUUUCGAGUAAAGAUGGAGGAAUAUCCACACCUACACCGGUAA
Debaryomyces tyrocola is the source of this 149-nucleotide messenger RNA. NCBI's taxonomy places the organism in Eukaryota, Fungi, Ascomycota, Pichiomycetes, Serinales, Debaryomycetaceae. The record is from the annotation of a GenBank genome assembly.